GACUGAUGCGACGCUCAAGGAGGCUUGGCGGAGAGUCGCCAGUGCCGUGUUGAUUUCUGUGUAUUUCUUGCGAUCCCACAUUUGGAAGUCUCGUUUAGUGGACUGCACAUGGGCACUGCUGUUGAUCGUACCAAUCUGAAAGUGUAGGCAAGCUUCAAGCUUUGCGGCGUCCGCCGACAGCUCGAUUUUUGCCCCAUUGCGGGGUGUGCCGCAUCGUUCUCCCCUCACGUGACGUCUGCUGCUGUCUCCGCUGCCUGUCGCAAAACAUGUCUCUGAGCACGGAUAUUGGCUCUGUUUUAACGGGUUUGCCCGAUGAUUUCGAAAAAGGAGGUGUGGUGGCUGCCACCAGUGUUCUUCACCAAAGGGCGAACGAAAUACGGCAACAAAGGGUCAAUUGGCAGUCCUACCUCCAGAGCCAGAUGAUCACACAAGAAGACUACAACUUCAUUGUUGCCCUUGACCAGUCGACACCAGAGAGCAGGGCUAACCUGCUCAAGCAGCAGCGUCUGCAGUCAGCCAAGACCUUCUUCAACAUGCUGGGGCACAUCUCGAGGGACCAGACCAUCCAGUACAUCCUCAUCAUGAUAGACGAGAUGCUUCAGGAAGACAAGUCACGAGUGGAGAUUUUCAAGGAGUAUGCCCGCAAGAAAAAGGAGCCGGUCUGGACUCAGUUUUUGACCUUGCUGAAUCGACCAGAUGGCUUCAUCGUGAAUAUGACAAGUCGCAUCAUUGCCAAGAUUGCUUGCUGGAGCCGUGAGCUGAUGGAGGGCUCCGACUUGCAGCAUUACCUCACCUGGCUCAAAGACCAGCUUCGCAUGCCGAACAAUGAGUACAUCCAGUCCGUGGCUCGGUGUAUGCAGAUGAUGCUGCGAAUCAAUGAGUACAAGCUAGCCUUCGUUGCCAUUGACGGAAUUUCAACCAUUGUGACGGUGCUGGCGGGUCGAGUGAACUUCCAGAUUCAGUACCAGCUUACCUUCUGCCUCUGGGUCCUCACCUUCAAUGUUGACUUGGCCAAGCGGAUGAGCAAGUACAACAUCAUACCAAUCCUGGCUGACAUUCUCAGUGAAUCGGGAAAAGAGAAAGUGGCACGGAUUAUCCUGGCAACAUUCAGGAACCUGAUCGAGAAGCCUGACGAGAACGAGAUCCGGCGGGACAACGCCAUCGCCAUGGUGCAGUGCAAGGUGUCAAGGCAGCUUGAGAUACUGCAGGGCAAGAAGUACACCGAUCCCGACAUUGUGGAGGACAUUGAGUAUUUGGAGGAGAAGCUUAACACCAGCGUUCAGGAUAUGAGUUCCUUUGACGAGUAUGCCACAGAGAUCAAGUCUGGUCGUCUAGAGUGGGGACCUGUGCACAGCUCAGAGAAGUUCUGGCGGGAGAAUGCAGACAAGCUCAACGAGAAGAACUAUGAGCUGCUGAAGAUCUUGGUGCGCCUGUUGGAGACAAGCAGGGACCCUCUUGUUCUGAGUGUCGCUGCCCAUGACGUUGGAGAGUACGUCCGGUACUAUCCACGAGGAAAACAUGUUAUUGAGAAACUGGGUGGCAAGCAUCUUGUGAUGCAACUGCUAGGCCACGAGGACCCCAAUGUGCGGUACGAGGCUUUGCUCUGCGUCCAGAAGAUCAUGGUGCACAACUGGGAGUACCUUGGAAAACAACUGGAGAAGGAAACAAGCACCUCACGUCCAACACAAGGCCCAACCAGAUCAUAACUCAUCUGGACAUGUUACUGUGCUUUUUAAACCUCAGGAGGGAAUGUGUAAUAAACCUGUGUAUUUAUUUAUCCAAAGGCACUUGAAGCCACCGGCAUUCCUUAAGCAUAACUUUGUGGGUUUUUCUUUGGUUAAAAUGUUUGAACUGGCUGCUCCAUGCACAUAGUGCAAGAGUGACAUUCCAAGUAAAACUGCCAUUGCACAAGUACUUACUGAAAAACGUUUUUGUCUUUCCAUUCUGCAUAUAUAGAAUAUUCUUUGGUACUAUAACCUGAUGCAGACUGUGAGUUCUUUCUGGAUUUGUACAGUGUGUCAACAAUGUAACCUAAAGCAUUCACUUGUUUAGUGUGAUUUAUGUUAGACUAUAAGUUGUGCCAGCAUUGUUUAAAAGCUGCAGAGAACAUGUGUAGCAAUAAAGACAAUUGUGACAACUG
Messenger RNA from Dermacentor andersoni, 2140 nucleotides. It is a transcript of the gene VhaSFD, whose product is annotated as V-type proton ATPase subunit VhaSFD. Gene Ontology annotation, biological process: proton transmembrane transport. NCBI's taxonomy places the organism in Eukaryota, Metazoa, Arthropoda, Arachnida, Ixodida, Ixodidae. Gene Ontology annotation, molecular function: proton-transporting ATPase activity, rotational mechanism. The record is from RefSeq and is a predicted model, not a curated record. Gene Ontology annotation, cellular component: vacuolar proton-transporting V-type ATPase, V1 domain; lysosomal membrane.